AGUUCAGCAUCUUGUUCACAAUUCUGCAACUCUUUUUCUUGCUCCUCUUCCUUCAACGCAUUUUAGUAACAUUCCAUCAUUCCAUAAUUGUCCUUCCAGAGGCUCACCAUGCCAAGAUUGCAAUUUUUCUGUCUGUCAAUCUGGGUACCUUUCUUUCGCUGGCAAUGAACCGUCAGCCCACAAUGGAUCUCUGGCAAACAUUCCAUUUGUUUGCAGCCAAAGGUCUGGCUUCAAUGUCAACUUUGGAACAAUGAAGGAGAUCCCACCAGCAGAUUUAAAGACUGUUGCAUCAUCAAGUGCUAUACUGCAACGUUCUAAUGCAUUUCAUUUUGACCUUCCUUCUGAACCUUCCCUUUCUGAAGGAAAAGACACUGGAAGUUCAUUUGAUGAUAAUUCCCCUGAAGAAGGCAGCUAUCUUGUUGAUAAUACCAGACCAGUAUUCACAGUUGGAGGAAGCAAAGAAGUAAUUACGAAGGGCUUCAAAAUGUCUGAGAGAGAUUCAGAUCGUUUUUUACAAGAUAUUCCGAAGACUACGUUUUUAUCUAAUGGAAAUGAUCAACUUGAAAGUUUUAAAAGUAUGAAGUCUGCUAGUGUUCCUGAUAAUGCAAAACAGUUUAUUGGUUACUCUGGAAAUAAUUACACGUUUGAAGAAUGUACAGAAAUAUCAAAGAAAUAUGCUGAUUCAAGUUCUAAAAUUAAAAAAGUUAAGGAAUCAUAAUAAUAUAACUGGUAUGAAGGAAUUUAUAAUUAUAUGUGAUUUAAAUAUUUCGGUAAUGUUUCAUAUUUUAGCAUUGUGAAUUUUUUAACUGUGAUGACAAAAUAGCUAUUUUUUGCUGCGUGUAUUUCAUAAAAACAGUGUGAAAAGUACUCUUUUAUGUUCUUCACUAAUAUUAAGCACAAUAAAUGCUGCACUUCUAUGCAACUAUAAAUAAAGUGAUUCUACCUUUAAAAUUAUGACUAUUUUAGCUGUAUAAACCUUAUCGAUAUUGAAUAACUUCGAAGUUUGGAUGUGAUUAGCUUUUUAAAAAUUUUCAUUAAAGUUUUAUUUCCAUAAUGUUUUUAACCAUUUUAAGUGAGAAAAGAAUAAAAUGGUUUUUAAAUAUUAUUGAAAUUAAUAUGAAGGUGAAUACGAAAGUAGUAAAAUAGCUGUUGUAUUGCUUUGUUACAUCUAAUUUCUUGCACUUUCUAAUAUUAUUUACAAUACACAAUAAAAUUAACAUAUGAUUUCAUUUUAAAAUUACUAAGAAUUUAAGGGAACGGAUACAUCAGUUUGUUUUCUUGUUCUAUGACUAUUUUUUCUUUCUUUUCUGCAUUUCUCAAAUAAGUAACUAUUUUAUCAUAAUGCCACCAAUAGUAUGCUUCUGUUUUGUGCUUCAAAUCCAAAUGCUUUUGAAUUUUUGUUUUAAAAGAGCUUUAAUAGGAUCUUGCAUAAAAACUAUAAUUAUAAUGUAGAAAAUAUCUUGAUAAAAGUAUUGUACAUUAUUCUCUCUUAUGAGUUUAGAAAGAAAGUUACAAUACUUUUAUCAAGUUUAGAAAAUAACUUGAUAAAAGUAUUGUACAUUAUUCAUUUUUCAUUUUGGAGCGACAUAAUAUUAAGUAAUUUAUUUAUCAAACCUAUCAGGACUCCAAAUUUAAAUCGUACUUCCAAAAAGUACUUUUUUAAAAAUAAUAUUUAAUUGCAGAUCCUAAUAAAACUGCUGUUAUAGAAUAUUCAGGUGUUUGCAUGCAUUUUCAUAUCAUAUUGAUGAAUAUGAAACGGUUACAUUCCAUCUUUCCAGUGUUUUACUGCUUGUUAUUCGAUUUUGUAAAUAAAUCAUGUAUAAAAUUGUUAAGGAAAUGUUCUUUGUAACAGAAAUAAAUUAGCUUUUCCACAAAUAAGUGCUUUUAUUUGUAUGCUUUGCUUAUCAGUAUAUAUAAAUAAUGUAAUAAUAAAUA
Molecule: messenger RNA, 1935 nt
Organism: Stegodyphus dumicola
Lineage: Eukaryota; Metazoa; Arthropoda; Arachnida; Araneae; Eresidae
Product: stromal interaction molecule homolog
Biological process (GO): store-operated calcium entry; intracellular calcium ion homeostasis; activation of store-operated calcium channel activity
Cellular component (GO): plasma membrane; endoplasmic reticulum
Molecular function (GO): protein binding; calcium ion binding; calcium channel regulator activity
Source: RefSeq, a predicted model, not a curated record